Messenger RNA from Ectocarpus sp. CCAP 1310/34, 1290 nucleotides. The record is from the annotation of a GenBank genome assembly. Lineage: Eukaryota; Phaeophyceae; Ectocarpales; Ectocarpaceae.
AUGAUGGUGGAACAGCUGCAGAUGCGGCAGAGAUUGGUGCAGAGCCAGCAGGAGCUGAGGUGCUGCCGGAAAGAGGAAGAGCGCUCGCGGGCAAGGUGUUCCCAACUGGAAACGCGGUUGGCUGAAGCUCGAGAUUGCCUGGAGGAGCAAAAAAGUGUGACGUCAUCAAUGAGACGCGCUGCUGCGAGAGCUCAUGAAGAUGCCGAAGCCGCGCGUAAGCAGGUGGAGGACACCAAGGCUCUCAUGUCCCGACAAGAGUUCGAGUGCCGGCGACAGGUGUCCCUCCUAGAGGCACGCCUCCUGGAGGCCGGGGUCCGAAACUCCCGACGGAGAGACUUACUGCAGCUUCAGGCAUGUGCCCAGGAGGAUCUGGUGAAGGCGCUGAGGGAACCCGUGCUGCCGUCCACUUGCGGCGACACAGUCGUCAGCGACGUGUCGGAUCACAGCCUCCGCGCGGAGGAGGUUGAGAGACCGGCCGCCGCGGCGGCCUCCGCCUCUGACGAAUGGCGGAGCAGCCGGUAGCGGUUGCGACGGCGCCGGGUGUGGGUUCUGCUGCGCUUCGGACUUGUCCGGCUCGGGAAAUGCCCGCCACACGAAGAUGUAAGGUGGUGGCGCCAAGGGUGGCGGUGAAACCGAAGGACGCGAAAACUAGCGACGACUGCUUAUUGGCGACGGCGAGGAUUGGUGGCGUAUUCCCACGCAUCUGGCGGAUGCUAUUUGUUUGUUGACGGCGUCGUCUGGUGUGUCCACGGUUUUGCGUCGAGGAUACGGUGGUUGGAUUGAGCUUAGCCACCCUUCUUCCCGUAAUCGCGGGGUUUUAUGUGGUACUCGUGGUCUAUCCCCUUUCCGCGAAGUACCCGGUGGGUUGACUGAGUUGUUCAAAGGUGGAAGUUGCGACGAUCUGCUUAGUCUAAUGGGCUACCUAGUCCAUUUACCCGAAGCAGUCAGCCAUCAUCAAUCGCAUUGAAUGAUGCUUGUUGUGCCCCUCCGGGGCAGUCGGAUGAUCUUGGCGUACCUCCUUCGCCGCAGGGUGGGCAACCCCCUUCGCAGAUACCCCCUUAUCUCGCAUGUACAGUUCUGGUAGCACACUCGCGCGAGGUUGACGGUCACCUCCCCAUUUUUGUACAGAUUGUGUGUUGUGGUAACGAUGUAUGUAAUUCGGCAUUUUUUGUCUUUCCCAAACAUUCGGACAAAUGCUCCUGGUGUUUCCUACUGUAGCAUUUUCAGCAUUUUGGUGUAUGUCCACGAACUGUUUAUACUCCCCAGACUAGUUUGUCUUGUGAAUGCUCU